AUGAGCAGUGUUCCCGAGAAUGCUCCCCAGCAUUGCCCUGGUACUGGCAGUGAAAAUGCUGGAAAAGCAUCCGCAUGUGCCGGCUGCCCGAACCAGAAUAUCUGUGCUUCUGGCACACCCAACAUGCCUGACCCUGCUAUAGAAAUCAUUAAGAAUAGGUUGUCGAAUGUAAAACAUAAGAUAUUAAUUUUAUCGGGCAAAGGAGGUGUUGGCAAAAGUACAGUCACAUCAUUAUUGGGGCAUGCAUUAGCUGCUCGGAACCCUGAUAUAAAUGUGGGUAUCCUAGACGCGGACAUCUGCGGGCCAAGUCAGCCGCGCGUGCUGGGAGUGCACGGGGAACAAGUGCACAACUCAGGGUCGGGAUGGUCGCCAGUGUACAUAAAGGACAACCUUUCCCUGAUGUCCAUCGGAUUCUUGCUCGGAAGUCCCGACGAUGCUGUCAUAUGGAGGGGUCCUAAGAAAAACGGAAUGAUCAAGCAGUUCUUGAGCGAAGUGGACUGGGGCGAGUUGGACUACCUGUUGAUCGACACGCCGCCCGGUCAGUCACACUCUGUAUUAACUAUGUCGCAGCUGAACGGUCGAUAUAACAAGUUCGUACAUUUUAUUUACCUCCUGUACCGUCCCUGGCUGCAGGCACUUCGGACGAACACCUGUCGUGCGUGCAGUACCUGCGCGGGGGCGGGGGCGGGGGCGCGCGAGGGGGCGGGGGCGGGGGGGGGCGGGGGCGCGCGCGCGCUGCUCGUCACCACGCCGCAGGAGGCCGCGCUGCUCGACGUGCGCAAGGAGAUCGCGUUCUGCCGCAAAGUGGACCUGCCCAUCCUCGGGGUCGUCGAGAACAUGACGCUCUUCGUCUGCCCCAAUUGCAAGACUCGCAGCGAGAUAUUCCCGGCGUCGACGGGCGGCGCGGGCCAGAUGUGCGUCGAGUUGGCGGCGCCGCUGCUGGGCCGCCUGCCGCUGGACCCCACGCUGGCGCGCUGCUGCGACAACGGACUCGACCUGUUCGAGGAGCUGCCCGACAACCCCACAGUGCUGGCGGCCCGACAGAUCGUCGACGAGAUCGUGGCAUCCUGUGAAGAAAAUUCAAGUUGA
Diatraea saccharalis (sugarcane borer) is the source of this 1089-nucleotide messenger RNA. The record is from the annotation of a GenBank genome assembly. NCBI's taxonomy places the organism in Eukaryota, Metazoa, Arthropoda, Insecta, Lepidoptera, Crambidae.